Messenger RNA from Coniophora puteana RWD-64-598 SS2, 1865 nucleotides. RefSeq lists its product as uncharacterized. Lineage: Eukaryota; Fungi; Basidiomycota; Agaricomycetes; Boletales; Coniophoraceae. The record is from RefSeq and is a predicted model, not a curated record. The coding region runs from base 1 to 1629 and encodes 542 amino acids. The transcript has 5 exons.
AUGCUGAACCUUCCCACAGAGCUCGCUCUCCAAGUCAUCGCGCUCCUCGACACAUGCACAACAUUAAGAGACUUGACAUACGAUCGCACGCUGUGGCUCGGGCUCUACCACUGGGUGCGGUCGUUCCUCCCCGUCCCUACCCCAGACUCGCCUUCUAGCCACGACCCGAGGGCUCACAAUUCAAGCUCGUUGGAGACACUCUCACAACCCUCCCUCGAAAAGCUCGUCGUCGCAUCCCUGCAAGUUGAGCGCUCAUGGCUCCUCCCGCGUCCGCGCAUCCUCACUAGGCUCGUCUCGCCCUCCGCCCCCAUGCGAUCUGAACUCUCCCUCUCUUCGCUCGAAUUCGUGCGCGAUAGGUAUCUACUGGCGGUGUACGAGCAGGGCAUGGUCGAUCUGUGGUACAUGGACACGGACAUGGACAAGGACGGGCAGUGGAAGGAUAUGAAGCUGUAUGCGUGGUACGCGUUUGAUGAGGAUCUGGGGGUACUGUCGAGCGCACAUGAGGUUAGCGUUAGUGAGGAUGGGGAGGUGUUGUAUGUUGCUGUUACGUUGGCUGAGGUGUUCAUCACGAGGAUAAUCUCCAUCCGACUCGAUGCGGAGAGCGCGAACACCAUCCAACGCUUUGACGUCGUGAACGGAGUCGACCUCUCAUCUCCGAGGGUCGUCCGGGCCAUCGAUGUCGAGUCAGGCAUCGCGCUCUUCUCACACGUGUCGUCGAUGGAUGUGGUCAACUGGCGGACCAACACCUCUGUUCCCAUUACUGUACAUGCAGACGACGAUCUUGAGGAGCUUUGGAACGGAAUAACGGCCAUGACCUUCUGCGGACCCUACAUAGUGUGCUUCCGCGCCCGCUCGAUCGAGCUCUACCCCAUCCCCUCCCUCCCUGACACUGCACCCUCAUCCUACACCCCACACUACCCCCAUCUCCCUGUCCUCAUCCACCGCUUCUCCCACAUCACCUUCCGCCGCGUCUCCGUCUCCCACCGGCGCCCCUCACCCUCCACCUCACCCUCCUCAUCUCUUCCAACAAGCUACACCCUCUCCUUCGUCGGCUACGACGUCUUCCACGGCCUCUUCCAGUGCCUCCUCACCCUCACCCUCGCCCCCGUCCCCUCCCUCACAUUCGCCCUCGCAGCACUGCACCCCGUCGGCAUCGCGCGCGACAUGGUGCACGCGUACGCGAGCGUGUUCGGCGCGGGCGCGGGGAAGCCCGCGUUCGUCGGCGCGUGGGCGCUGGGUCCGCAGGGGCGGCGGGGCGUGUGGGUCGAGCGCAUGCGGGAGAGUCUGACGACGAGCCUGUAUGCGUUUUCGUGGGAUCGUACGCGGCAGAAUGUGCGGCCGCGGUUGAAGGAGAGUGUUGUCGUGGGUGAGGGACCCGAGGACGGGGAUGGGGCGGUGGACGAUUCGGAUGCUGUGGAUGGGAUUGUGGUGGAGACGGAGGCUGAGUCGAGCGACGAGGAGGAGGUUGGAUUUGUGAGGGUGCAGACGGGGGUUCCGCUCAUGGACGGCAAGAUCGUGAUGGAGGUGCCGUCUAUCGAUCUUCGAGAGGACAUCACACUAUGUGCUUUGUCAGAAGCUACAGGUCGCAUAGCGCUCGGGCUCCGUUCUGGGUCUAUCAAGAUCGUGUAGCCGCUCGUGCGGUUGGUACAAGCGGAAUAUCAAUAUAUGCGUUGGGUUUACUUCUGAUUAUACCAUCCUACACACAUUACAUACGCCAUGGAAAGCAAGACAUGGUUUUCAACCAGGAAAACUGGUACUUUUUGGAGUGAUCGAUGAGAACGUGAUCAUCAGUAAUCAGACGCGCGUGCCGUACACGUCCUUGGGCUCGACGCCGGCUUGGCCUCGACGGAUGUUGGCCUGGGCCC